AUGGAAAAUGCGUCAAAUUCCAGUUCCAUUCUUUGGCUCCUUGGACUGGUGGAAAUGGAAGAGCAGAAAUAUUUCUACUGUGCAACCUCUAUCAUCAUAUAUAUAACUACCGUACUCUUGACUUUCAUGGUCGUGUUCAUAAUUGCAAAUGAAGAGAGCAUGCAGGAACCCAUGUACAUUCUUAUAUGCAUCCUGACUCUCAGUGGUCUUUUUGGGAGUUCAUCUUUCCUUCCAAAGCUAACUAUUGAUUUCCUUAUUUCAUCUAAGACAAUUUCUCGUGAAGCCUGCCUUAUCCAAUCAUUCUGCAUCACAGCUUUUGCUUAUUUUGAAAUAUCUACUUUGACCAUCAUGGCAUAUGAUAGGUAUUUGGCUGUCUGCCAUCCACUCCAAUAUUCCAUGUUAAUGACAAAUGACAAAGCUUUGAAGUUGAUCGGUGGAUCUUUGAUCUUUACUUUUGCAGCAGUGUUGACAACAGUUCUUCUGUCAGCAAGAUUGCCCCUUUGUGGAACACAAAUUAAAAACAUAUUUUGUGACAACAUGUCCAUUUUUGUUCUGUCCUGUGUAGACACUUCUGUCAAUAAUAUCUACGGGACUACUAUCUGGGUGAUAUUUUUUACUGUCACCAUGGUAAUCAUUAUUUAUUGUUAUCUGAAGAUAUUCAUCAUCUGCUUGACAAUUUCCAGCCAUGAACGUCGGAAAUCCUUCCACACAUUGGUGACUCAUCUACUCAGUUUUUCAAUAUUUUUAGUCGGGGUUCUAUUUGUUUUUAUUCGUUACAGAUUGGGGACCAACCAACUCCCUCUCACUGCUCACAUUGUACUGUCUGUAAACUCCUUAGUGUUCCCUCCUCUAAUCAACCCCGUGAUAUAUGGAAUACGGACACAAACAUUAAAAACAAGAAUUCUACAUCAUCUGCAAAACUGUAUUUUAGCAAAAAUUGUAUGA
Pelobates fuscus (common spadefoot toad) is the source of this 945-nucleotide messenger RNA. RefSeq names its product olfactory receptor 51G2-like. Lineage: Eukaryota; Metazoa; Chordata; Amphibia; Anura; Pelobatidae. Gene Ontology annotation, biological process: detection of chemical stimulus involved in sensory perception of smell; G protein-coupled receptor signaling pathway. Gene Ontology annotation, molecular function: G protein-coupled receptor activity; odorant binding; olfactory receptor activity. The transcript has a single exon. Gene Ontology annotation, cellular component: membrane. The record is from RefSeq and is a predicted model, not a curated record. The coding region runs from base 1 to 945 and encodes 314 amino acids.